AUGUCCCUCUGGGUACAACCUAAGCGAUACAGACGGAGAAUAAUAUGGGUGUUUUUGUUCUUAGUCAGCGUGAUCUAUAUCGUGUACAGCUGGGAGGCGGGAUCACCGGUACCAAAUUGCUUCCAGAAGGGUCACACGUACGGUGACGACGACAAAGUGCUCGAUGACAUUCAACAAACCGCACCGCAACCUACAGAGGAUGGACGAAAUAUUUUCUUUCACGAAACUUCCUGCCUCAAAGACGGCAUCAUCCACCUGAACGCCCGGCAAGCGUGUGCUAUCGAAUCGGCUGCCCGUGCCAAUCCUGAUUGGAACAUUUUUGCCCUGUUUGCCGCUCCGGUUGGAUUCCGAAACUAUACAACAGAGCCCAUAAUUGAUGCUCUGCUAGAAUAUAAGAACGUGCAUCUACGGUAUGUGAACCUCACAACGUACGCAAACGACACACCGCUGGAGGAAUGGAUGCAGAAUGGAGAAAUAUAUCGUUCGAGCUACAUGAAUUCCCACUUGUCGGACGUGAUGCGCUAUCUGACCCUUUACAAAUACGGGGGAACAUACCUUGAUCUAGAUGUUAUCGUGCGACAAUCUUUCGAAAAGCUCGAACCAAAUUAUGCCGGUGCCGAAUCAGUCCGGUGGGUUGCCGCCGGUGUGAUGAAUUUCGAACCAAACGGACACGGCCAUGAGCUAGCCGACAUGUGCGUUCGUGAUCUUCUAGCAAACUUCAACGGUAAAGACUGGGGAAACAAUGGUCCUGGUGUGAUAACGCGAGUAUUGCAGAAGUAUUGCCACACGCGUUCUACGGUGCACAUGACUCGCGAAAGAUGCCGCCAUUUUACGGUGCAUCCGAUCAAAGCUUUCUACGCUAUUGGCUUUGAAGAUUAUAAACAAUUUUUCGAGGAGAAGUAUCUCGAUCAAGCACUGGCGACGCUCAAUCAAUCGAUCGUGGUGCACGUGUGGAAUAAGUUUAGUAAAGAUCAUCCGGUGCUUGUUGGCUCACGGGUAGCCUACGGGGUACUAGCAGAUCAACAUUGCCCAAAGGUUUAUCGUUCGUGUGGAAAAAUUUUCUAAAACAUGAGUCAAAAUAGGACAUUUCUUAGACCCUCCAGUACACAAGUAAAAUAAUCAUUUUUAUACCGAUGUGAUCGACAA
This is a messenger RNA of Anopheles nili, 1146 nucleotides long. Its product is annotated as lactosylceramide 4-alpha-galactosyltransferase-like. The coding region runs from base 1 to 1065 and encodes 354 amino acids. Lineage: Eukaryota; Metazoa; Arthropoda; Insecta; Diptera; Culicidae. The record is from RefSeq and is a predicted model, not a curated record. The transcript has 2 exons. Gene Ontology annotation, molecular function: alpha-1,4-N-acetylgalactosaminyltransferase activity. Gene Ontology annotation, biological process: glycosphingolipid biosynthetic process.